AUGGCGGCCAAGUCAAAGAAGCGGCUGUCUAAAAUUGAAAAUAAGUUAUUAAAAUUGGAAAAACUAGAAAUUACUGAUGUGCUUUGUUCAAUUUGUCAGUCUAUUCUUGUAGAACCUGUUACAUUACCCUGUUAUCAUGACUUUUGCCUACGUUGUUUUAAGGGUAGCAUAGAAAAUAAUUCUUUGUCUUGUCCCCUCUGUCGCUUGCGUAUUGGAUCUUGGUUAAGAACAGCAACAAAACAAAAGAAUCUGGUUAAUUUGCAACUUUGGGAUUAUAUUAAAAAUAAGUUCUCAUAUGAAAUAGAUAAAAAGUUAAAAGGGGAUGAUUUAAAUUUACCAGAAGAGAAACCAUUACUUCGUUUAAGUGCACCUGGAGAAAUUAGAUUAGAAUAUGAGGCAGAACUAAAGAGAUUGAGAUCUGAAAGACUAAGACUUGAACAGAAACAUUUAGCUGAAACAGAGCUCCUAAUAAGGAAACUUCAGUUAGAAGAAGAAGAAGCCCACAAGAGAUAUUUAGAAUGUGUAAAACAAGAUGAAACAUUUGCAAAACAAUUACAGGAGAAACUUGUUGAAACUACUGCUUCACUGGUUACAAACAAGGAAACUCCCAAAAAUACUCACAUUAAAUCGCAUCUCAAGACUAGAAGGAUUGAGGCUUAUUUAUCUAAAUUUCAAGCACCUAUUAAAGAAAGUCCAAUAUUAACUGAUGAUAAUAUAAGUAAUGAAGGCACCACUCCAAAAAUUGCCACAAUAAAAUCUAGCAGUAGGCCAUCUCCAGAAAUAAUUCCUAACUAUGGCAAGUUACUCAAGAAUUUCUUAGACAAGAAAAUUAAAAACGGUGUUGGUGUUUGGAAUAAAGAAAAUGGUGAAAAUUGCACAAAGACAUUGCUGCCUGUUGAAGAGUCUAAUAAUAAGAAAGAAUCUGUAACAUCGCAAGAUAAAAGUGAUGUUAAGUCAAAAACUAUGAUACAAUCAUUGUUAGUUUCGCUUCCAUUGCCCUAUACAGGAAUAUUGCACAGUAAAAAUAACACUACACAAAAUAGGCAUUUAGAAACUGGUAGUGUUGACUCAAUGCAACAAGAAUUGUGUUACUUUAAACCUAUUGAUGGUUCUACACCGAUAAGUUUCAGUUCAAAUAAGAAUUAUCCGUUACGUGUGCCAAGUGUGCGUGCAGUACUAGAAAAAACACCUCUGCAGCAGGUGACUCAACCAAGUCGAGCUGAGUAUCUUGAAAGCUUAUGCCGCCUACGGAAUAUAUCGCUGGCGCAGAAAUUACCCUCUGCUUUUGUUAUUGCCCUUGGUAUUUUAAGAGUUAAAAAGGACACUUUUACAAAAGCGGAUACAAGGUUACGAAUUGAAGAAACUGCUGUAACUGCUUGUGUCUCACCAAACGAGUCUAUAAAAAGAAAUUCAAAUACAAACAAACAUAUAGCGAACAUUGAUGGAGUCAUUAAAUUGAACACAGAAAAGUCUUUAAGACGCACCAGAUCAAUGGGAAGUAUAGCGAAAGACGAAAACGAAGUUACGCCCAAGAAACAACUCAAAGAUAGAAAGGUCUCUUCAGAUAGAAAAGUCUAUUUUAGAAGUAAAUCAAAAAAGCUGAGUGUGAUAAAUGAAAUAGAUAGUGAUGAUAGCCCACCUUUAGUUAUUGAAACAAUAAAUAACAAUAACAUAAAUUUAGCUGUAAAAAACUUGUCUAGUCCAUUGGAGAAUAAUUGUGAUGUUAAAAAUAUUUUACGGGAACAACUAAGGAUUGAAAAAUUGAUUGAACAAGAAAAAAGUGAUUUUGAAUUAGCUCAGAAGAUGGACGCAGAAUGGAAUGGCCGUAGGCAGUUGCGUCGGGCGGCUUCCAAACGCCAGGUUACACUCAAUUAUUCACUAAGGCCUGCCAAAAAAUUAAGAGUUUAG
Molecule: messenger RNA, 1908 nt
Organism: Parnassius apollo (apollo)
Lineage: Eukaryota; Metazoa; Arthropoda; Insecta; Lepidoptera; Papilionidae
Source: the annotation of a GenBank genome assembly